Ooceraea biroi (clonal raider ant) is the source of this 5548-nucleotide messenger RNA. RefSeq names its product calcium release-activated calcium channel protein 1. Gene Ontology annotation, molecular function: store-operated calcium channel activity. The record is from RefSeq and is a predicted model, not a curated record. Lineage: Eukaryota; Metazoa; Arthropoda; Insecta; Hymenoptera; Formicidae. Gene Ontology annotation, biological process: store-operated calcium entry. Gene Ontology annotation, cellular component: membrane.
CAAUUUCGUUUGAAAAUAAUACAUAUGUAUGUUUGGCUUGGGAUGUAUGUUAAGGCUGCGAAAGAGAUAUUUUUCAACGGAAGUUCAAUUUUGUGUACGAGUGGAGUGGAGUUUGAGCUGUCGUAGAAUAGGUUAUGUUGUCCAGUGUCGCACAAUUGACGACGUUAUCUUGGAUGCGAAGAGAAAAAUUUCCUAAAACUGCGUGAUUUAAAUACAUUUUUUCGGAACGUUAAAUCAAAGUAUCGCCUUCGUUUACAUGCGUAAUUGGCAUAUUUGCACAUUAUAUUUAUGUACUUUUAGCAUAACUUUAAAUGCUAUAAAAUAAAUAUAAACUACUUAAAUAACUUAAUUCGACUGUGACUGAGAAUUAUUUUCGUUUCAACUCUGCGCGCGCGUGCUUAUAACGUGUACGUGCAAUUUAUUAUAAUAUCAUUCUUCGGAAAGUAUUUACUUUCCGGCAAGUAAUCACUUUCUUUUUUUUAUGUAGUUAUCACACUUAUGACGUAAAGCUUGAACUCCGAUAUUUCGAAGUGGCACGCAUAGUCGCGUGCCCGAGUACAAUAUUGUUUGCUCCAAUCUGAGAUAUCGUACAUAUUAAAAUACCGAGACAUAAGAGACGCUGUAAUACUCUUUGCCAAGCCUUAUCACCAGCUGCCAACAACCGAAUCAACCGCUUAAGUCUUCAAAAAAUAUACAUAGAACUUGUUUGGUCUCGCAAUAGACUGAAUGAAAUUAAAAAACGCUCUCAAUGAAUCUUUCCUCUUAUCCGAAGCAUCAGGUUUCCCGGUUUGUUGUAACAGCUGAGCUAAGACGCGCGAAACUGCCAGACUCGGGAACUUCCCGAAUCAUCAAAAAGUAUACGUGGACCAAAAUUCCAAAAUCUAUCCGCAAUUAAUUAUUCCAAUUUUACAUAUUACUUCAUAUUUUACAAUUUUUUACAUAUUAUUUCCAAAAACCGUAUUGUGCAUCUGCGACACGCUCCAUGCUCGACGUGUCGAAAAGUGCGCGCAUCAUCCUCGAGAUAGAUCGUGGUCCCGUGAGUACAGUUAAAAGGCCGUUAUCGCCUGUGACCAGUCGCGACCGGUGAUCGGGCAAGCUUCGCCUUCGUACGCGCGAUAAGCGCGAGCGAGCGAGAUUUCAAUUUUCUCGCGACGCGUCCGCCGCUGCCGCUUUCCUCGCUGGCUGCGGCGCGCUUUUCGCCCGCUUUACUCCGCUUUCGAGAGCGACGACGGCGAGGCCACGCGAGCGCGAUGCGCGUUAUCAGAGGAACGUGCGUCCGGACAUUCUCCAGCGUCAUUCUAGGACCGACGCCUCGUCCUGUCGGUCCUUUCCUCUCGUCUCGCUUCGAGCAAUGCUAACGGUAGUGCCUCGCGUUUCUUCCGCUUCAACAACGGUGCGUGUCUCUCGCUCGCUUUCCUUCAUCGCGAACUCGCGAUCUUCUUGGACGACGUUGGUUCCUUUGGCGAGAUUUUUCACGUGCUUCCUAUCGGGAUGCAAGCGUGAGCUGCUAUCGAGCGUGGUUGCGAUGAUUCCGGAUCUAUUUGUGCUAUAAAUACCGAGGAGUGAUAUACCUGGUGACGUUCACGUGCGUGAUAAUGGAAAUGUGCGCGAUGUGGACCGAGACGCGCCGUUUUUCCAUCGACAUCGGAAAUAGAACCGUCCGAGAUCGCGCAUAGAUGCUUCAAAUCCCUCGUCUCGUCGUUUUAUUCUUCGUUCGUUUUAUUGUCGACGUAAUAAGCGAUAACUAGCGCUCGAAGUUGUACUUCACGUUUAGAUCGGAUUGGCUUUGCUGGUAUGCGGGUUGACACCGUUCUCUGCGGCGGCUUACCGUUAUAAACAUGGAAACUCGUCGGCGUGCGGACACCGGUUCCUGUAAGUUUUGCUAGUUCUAAUCGAAAAUGAUUGAGAUCGUAAAGGAUGCAUGAGAAGCAAUCGUGACGAGAAAUCAGUUUCAGAAUUAUUGAUUGAUUUGCUUAUUUUUUUCUCAUUUGUAUGGUAAUUUUUUAUUUGCAUCUUGAGAAUUUCUUAAUAAGCUUAGUUCGUUCGGUGUGUUUAUGAAUAUUCAUACAUUCAAAUUUCGCGAAUAGUUUUAGUAUUUCGUUUUUAAACUUUUUUAAAUCUAUUUUAAGUUUUGCCCGCAAACCGGAACAUGUGCGAUUUGCGAAUACAUUUAUCGUAGCAAUUUUUCUGAGUUAUUUUUGAAAAACUUGUAAGAUGAGAUUGUUAUUGUUUCUCUUUGUGCUGGCUUCUUCAGUUGACUAUAAUCGCCGGAUUUCUUUCGUAACACUCUGAAAACGUCCUUUAAAGAUCGCAACUCGGACGGUUGCAUAUUUCUCAGAAAUAUGCAACAAUAUAUACGAGACAGAUCAUUGUCAAAACAGAUGGUAUAAUUGCUCGCGACUCCGCGCAACAACAGGAUACCGGGAAUAAUAGACUACCGACGUAACCAUACGAUUCUAACCGAUUAUGUGAUGUGAGUGAUAACGUGACUACCCAAAAAGUCUUCAAGAUACUUCUCCGGAUGUUGAAUAAAUCGAAUAAAUACAUGGAAAGACAGAGUCGACACGGCCUUAAUUAAGAUUCUAGGACAACGCCACUUGGCUGUAAUAAAUAUCAUGCCACGUAUUCACGAUCGCGAUUUCCAUCUCGGCUUACGUUUCUCGGCUUCAAUAUUAUUUAUUGUGUAACUUUGCUAUCAUUUGUUUCUUGUGAUUCUAACUUGAGACACUGAUUACAUCACGUUUUACAUUGUAUUUUUCACACCAAAGUUAUUUUCAAAAAUCAUAAGCGUAAAGAUAAAUGGACGGAUUAUAAUGUACAACAUACAGAAUGGAUUAAUUACCGUGUCGUGUGAUUAGAGAAGAUUGUUUUAUAGACAUCCAAGACAAAUUCUAAUAAAAUAUGUCCUAAUAUUUUUUAUCAGUUUCUUAUGCACAAUCACAUGUUAUUACUCUAUACGUAUAAAUCGUGUCUCAAAACUAGUAAUGUAAAAUAGUAUGAGUUGUGAUAUCCGUAAUCAACACUAUUGAAUGAUAUUCGAGCUUUUUCGCUAAAGUCGAAGUGAGUAGAGUUUCACGAUAAUGCGGUUUAUUGAUUCGAGCCUCAACGGGUUUUCAUAGAAAACAUGGCCCAAGUAGCAUCUGCGCAAAAUUUAUUUAUAAUCUAUCAUAAGUGUAAAUCAUGUCACGAGUAUCGUGACACUGCUCGGCCAUCCUAUCCACAGAGAUCAUUUUAAACAGCAACAUCCGCGUGUGCAAUAUUUUCAUCAGUAAAAAUAUAUGAUUAAGUAGAAAUAUAAAUUACGUAAGAAUAAAAUUUAAUUUGAUAAAAGUUAAUAGGAGUAGAAAUAAGCUUUGUUUUAUAAAACGAUUAAUACUUUUUAAUACUUUAAAUUUAACAUUAUCCGUUUUUCUGGUUAAAUUCAUGUUGUAAAGCAUGAAACAUUAAGAAUCAUUGCGAAAAUAAAUUGCACGUAAAGAAUUUUAAAUUAAUUUUUUUAUUUUAGUACCUUACCGACGAGUGAUUCUCGCAUGUAUAAUAGCUUCGAGAUUUGUGUAUUUUUAACACACACAGUUUGUAAAACCAUGAAUUAUGAUAAUACACGACAACGCUGAAUUAGCCUUACAUAAAAUAUCAAUCAACGUAACUUUGUCUUAUUUUCGAAAAAAAAAAAAUUAUAUAUGCGCGAAAUUUAAUGGCAUAUUUUAUUCGCGAAGACGGCCGAAUACUUAUUGCAAUCUUCCAUCUUCAACGUGUUAAAUAAAUUGGAUCGGUCGUGCUAACAGCAAUUAGGCUACCGGAGAUGCCCUGACCCUGACUAGUUAAAUAUCGGCGCACAUUGGCUCCUCGUCGCGUGGUACAUGAUCGCAUCCUGGACGGCUGCCAUCGGAGAGAGAUCUAAAUAGAAUUACAUAUAUCUGCCGAUCUCUCCGCCGGUGGCGAGAUACGAGUUACGACCACUUUGCGAUCAGUUCGUAUCCAGCAGAUUCCAUUCGGUCGCGUCAGCCACCGCACGACGGACCGCUGCCGCAUUAACAGAUAAACAAUGCCUAAAAACGCACCGUCGCGUAGAAAACGUGAGUCGCCGCAGUAUAUAAUUCUCCACACUAUUAAUAUACACUGAUGACACGUUAACAUGCAUCGUAUAAUAAAUACAAGAUCGAAAAUUUCAGACAAAUUCACGCGCGCGCACGACCGACGCGGCGGCCCGUCGGCGAUCGUCGGUCGUUUUCGGUGGCGUUCGGUCAUGUUGUGUCGCCGACGCCGACGCCGACGCCGCCGCUCGCUCGUUCAUCAGUUCGCUGGCCGGUGUCUCCCGCGUCUGUCGUUUGCCGUUGGUGUUCGCCGGCGCGCACGCUCGCUCGCGCUAAUUUCCAAACGCACGGACGGGACACCGGAGGCAGCCUCUCACGAACGACGUGGACCAAUGAUGCGAUAGUGCUCACCGAAAAAAAAAACGCCCGUCGAGAGCGAGGACCAUCGCUGCUAGUGCACUCGCUAUUGUCCAUCAUGACUCUGCGACGCUCAUUUAUCCGUGCGAAAACGCUCUGCACCGAGCCGCGCAAGAAUCAAGCCUGAUGUCCGUAUGGUCGACCAGCACCGGGCGCAAUUCAGUGUUUGGCGUGGAGAACGGCGGAGCAACGCUCCCCACUUCGCAUUUGCCGAUUCACGCACACGUGGCGGAUGCACACCUGCGCAACGUUGACGGCCACUGCUUUCACAAACACCACAACUACUGUCGUCAGUCGACGAUGUCGCAAGCGGGAGAUGGCCUUCAUACGCCGGGUUACUUAUCCUGGAGGAAGCUACAACUGAGCCGUGCAAAGCUCAAGGCAUCAAGUAAAACGUCAGCCCUCCUCUCUGGUUUCGCUAUGGUUGCCAUGGUGGAGGUGCAAUUGAAUUCCGACACGCAAGUUCCACCGGAGAUGCUGAUCGCCUUCGCUGUGUGUACGACUUUGCUGGUAGCUGUCCACAUGUUAGCACUGAUGAUAUCUACAUGCAUACUGCCAAACAUCGAAGCGAUCUGCAACCUGCACAGCAUCAGCCUCGUGCACGAAUCACCGCACGAGCGUCUGCAUUGGUACAUCGAAGUCGCAUGGGCUUUCUCCACGUUGCUCGGGCUCCUACUGUUCCUGGUGGAGAUCGCGAUACUUUGCUGGGUGAAGUUCUACGACUUCUCUCAGGUGGCCGCCUGGUCGGCCUGUAUCGUGCUGAUACCGGUGCUAAUAAUCUUCCUCGCGUUCGCGAUACACUUCUACCGUAGUCUAGUCGCGCACAAGUACGAGGUCACGGUGUCCGGUAUACGGGAGCUCGAGCUUCUCAAGGAGCAGAUCGAAUCCACGGACGUCGAGGGCAGAAACGGCCUCAACCUCGUGCAGACCGGGGUGCAUAUCGUUUGAAUCGGUCUUCCCGGUCUUUCUCGCUCGCCAUCGCCGCGGGUUUGGACUCACGUUCGAUGCAAUAAAGAAGAGAUGCUUGAUGCGGCAGAAAGGAAUAGAAUGUCUCUCGCGAAGCCAACGUCUGCUGCAACGUCGUUGGAAAGUGGAAC